CCUGGCCUGGCAGAAAGUCCCGGGCGGCGGCUGCUCUCGCCUCGUCUCGUCCGAACUCCGUUGCCGGGCCUGGCUGUGAUGGGGACGCCGCGAGGGUGCCUGGCGUGGCUCUGCCUGCUGGUCCUGCUACAGGCUGGAAGGUGGCUAUGUGAGGAGACGGCACCAUGCCGGCCGGGUUUCAAACGGGAGAAGUACGUGUUCAGUGUGUUGUCACAGCACCUGAGAAGGGGGCGAAGGCUGGGUCGAGUGAACUUUGAGAGCUGCACCGGAAGGACUGACACAUCCUACGAGGUGGCGGACAGGCAUUUUGAAACACGUGACGGCGUGGUCACAGUCAAGCGGUCUCUGAACCUCCACGACCGUGAAAGGACCUUCCGCAUCUUCGCCACAGACUCUGCCGGCAAGCGGCACUCUGCCAGAGUGGUUGUGAGAAGGCUCCAUCACCAGCACCCUGCGGAGCCCUACAAGCUGGGACCAGGACAGGUGCUGACGUUCCCAGAACCCCACCCAGGCCUGAAGCGGCAGAAGAGGGACUGGGUCAUCCCCCCUAUUAAUUGUCCUGAGAACGAGAAGGGUCCCUUCCCCAAGAAGCUGGUGCAGAUCAAAUCCAACAGGGACAAGGAGACCAAAGUUUUCUACAGCAUCACGGGACAAGGAGCGGACGCCCCCCCUAGAGGCACCUUUAUCGUGGACAGAGAGUCUGGCUGGCUGGAGGUGACCUGCCCACUGGACAGAGAGUCCAUCAGCAGUUACACUCUCUUCUCCCACGCAGUGUCUGCGAACGGGGAGCCGGUGGAGGACCCCAUGGAGGUGAUCAUCAAGGUGACCGAUCAGAAUGACAACCGGCCCCAGUUCACGCAGCCCGUCUUCAACGGAGCAGUGCCAGAAGGAGCCAAGCCAGGGACCACCGUGAUGCAGGUCUCGGCCACUGAUAAAGAUGACGCUGUGGAUUCCUACAACGGGGUUGUCUCCUAUUCCAUUGUCAGGCAAGAGCCUCCAGAGCCCCACCCAGAGAUGUUUGCCAUCAACAACGAGACAGGCAUGAUCAGCGUGGUCGUAGCAGGGCUGGACAGAGAGGAAUUCCCCAAAUACACGCUGAUUCUCCAAGCUACGGACAUGCAGGGACAAGGCUUAACCACUUCAGGGACAGCCAUGAUCACGGUCACUGACAACAACGAUAACCCACCAAUUUUUGACCCAUCCACGUAUGAGAGAACCGUGCCAGAGAAUGAGGCGGGGUUUCUGGUUGCCAACCUGAAGGUCAGAGACGCUGAUGAGCAAGGCACGGAUGCAUGGAAAGCCAGCUACAGCAUUGAAUCGGGGAACGAGGGAGCGGACUUCAUUAUCACUACUGAUCCUCAAACCAACGAUGGCCUCCUGAAAACAGCGAAGGGUCUGGACUACGAGCAAAAGAAGCAGUUUGUCCUCAGGGUCUCUGUCAGGAACGUCGCCGGGUUCUCGGUGCAGGUGCCAACGUCCACAGCCCUCGUGACCGUCAAUGUGGCCGACGUCAACGAGGCCCCCGUCUUCGUGCCGCCUGAAAAGCUGGUGAAGCACUCGGAAGACUUCGCCGUGGACCAAGUGCUGACCACCUACACUGCUCGGGACCCAGAUGUGGCCAUGAGGCAGGCCAUCAGAUAUUCCAUUGGGAAAGAUGUGGCCAGAUGGCUGAAUAUUAACCCUGAAAAUGGCGUCAUACGGACUAUAGCCCCUCUAGACAGGGAGUCACCGCAUGUGAAGAACAACACGUACGAGGCCCUCAUCUACGCAACUGAUGAUGGGGAGCCAUCGGCCACGGGCACGGGAACUCUGCUCUUGUACCUCUUUGAUGUGAAUGACAAUGCACCGGAGCCAGAUCCACGGAACUUUGAAAUCUGCAACCGAAAUCCAGUGCCCCAACAGCUGAAGAUUGUGGACAAGGAUCUUCCUCCGCACACCUUCUCGGCAGACCUGAAGUUAGGUGCAAAGGCCAACUGGUCCGUCCAAGUGGAUCAGGGGAGCGACAGCCUGACCCUGAGGCUGACCAAGGAGCUGGAGCCCGGAGAAUACAGCAUUGCUCUGGAGCUGAACGACGGCCAGGGGAUGCAGCAGAUCACGAUGGUCAAAGCGCAAGUGUGCAAUUGCGAAGGGGUGCCCAAGAACUGUGAGAAGAGGGGCUUCGUCGCAGGCACCAUGGACGUCCCAGCCAUCCUGGGAAUCCUUGGCGGGAUCCUGGCCUUGCUGAUCCUGCUUCUGUUGCUGCUGCUCUUCGUGAGGAAGAGGAGGGUGGUGAAGGAGCCACUGCUCCCCCCAGAGGACGACACUCGAGACAACGUCUAUUACUACGAUGAAGAGGGCGGCGGAGAAGAGGAUCAGGACUAUGACAUGAGCCAGCUGCACCGGUGCGAAGGCUUGGAUGUUUCGCAUUCCUGAGGUCACCUCAGAAUGAUGUCCAAGAAGCCGACUAUGCCAGCC
This is a messenger RNA of Sphaerodactylus townsendi, 2454 nucleotides long. Its product is annotated as cadherin-1-like. The coding region runs from base 79 to 2412 and encodes 777 amino acids. The record is from RefSeq and is a predicted model, not a curated record. Gene Ontology annotation, cellular component: catenin complex; adherens junction; plasma membrane. NCBI's taxonomy places the organism in Eukaryota, Metazoa, Chordata, Lepidosauria, Squamata, Sphaerodactylidae. Gene Ontology annotation, biological process: cell morphogenesis; cell-cell junction assembly; homophilic cell-cell adhesion. Gene Ontology annotation, molecular function: cadherin binding; calcium ion binding. The transcript is spliced from 15 exons.